This is a messenger RNA of Pleurotus ostreatus (oyster mushroom), 1317 nucleotides long. RefSeq lists its product as uncharacterized. The transcript is spliced from 4 exons. Gene Ontology annotation, molecular function: rRNA binding. Gene Ontology annotation, biological process: ribosomal large subunit assembly; rRNA processing. The record is from RefSeq and is a predicted model, not a curated record. Gene Ontology annotation, cellular component: preribosome, large subunit precursor. Bases 1 to 1317 code for a protein of 438 amino acids. NCBI's taxonomy places the organism in Eukaryota, Fungi, Basidiomycota, Agaricomycetes, Agaricales, Pleurotaceae.
AUGGGACGGCGACGAAAAAAUAGAACCCAUCUCAAAGGGAAAGGCGCUGCUGACGCCAGUACGGUGGUGAAUGAUGGAACGCCUAAAUCCUUUAUAAUCAAGCAUGGUCAAGUCGGAUCGUCUCUGGCACAGCUGGUGAGGGAUCUCAGAAAGGUCAUGGAACCCAAUACAGCUAGUAGGCUGAAGGAACGACACCGCAACAAACUAAAAGACUAUCUGACUAUGGCACCUGCGCUCCAUGUAACCCAUCUCCUCGCCUUUACACUCACUCCCGUCGCCCCCUCAAUGCGCCUCGUCCGUUUAUCCUCUGGUCCUACUCUCAGUUUCCGAAUCGAGAGAUACAGCCUCAUGAAAGAUAUCCUUCACGCUUCUCGGCAUUCAAGAGGAAUGGGAAUGGAGUAUCUCAGUCCACCACUGCUAGUACUUGCGUCGUUUCCACCGGCCUCUCCAACCACUCCCCCGCAUCUCCCCCUACUCAUGAAGUCCUUUCAAUCCCUCUUCCCACCUCUCUCACCCAAAAAUAUUACUCUUUCUUCAGCGCGACGAAUAGUCCUCGUCCACUAUAAUGCAGACCGAGGCACCGUCGACAUUCGGCACUUCAUUAUCACAGUGAAACCCUACGGCGUAUCAAAACGUGUUCGGAAAAUCCUCGAAGGUGCAACCUCUUCAAAAUCAAAAACAUCGACAAAUUCAACCUCGGGCUUCCUUGAUCUAGGCAACGAGAAGGACGUUGCAGAUUUCUUGUUGAGGAAGAGAGGGGAAGCUGGGCCGGGCUCGGAGGAUGGUGGAUAUGAGUCUGCUGCUUCGUCUGCUUCUUCUGCAGCUGGCGAUGAUGGGGAUCCGAUUUCGUUGGCAGAUGACUAUGUUGGAAGAAAUAAUAAGAAGGGCCAGAGAAGGGCGGUGAGGCUCGACGAAGUCGGUCCCAGAAUGGAGCUGAGGCUGGUCAAAAUAACGGAGGGCGUCCCGGGGAAAGAAGGGGCUGUUAUAUAUCAUGAAUUCGUCAAGAAGACAAAGAAGGAAGCUGCGGCGCUGAAGGCGACUCACGAAGCGAAAGAGAAGCUGCGUAAGGAACGCAGGGAGGAGCAGGAACGGAACGUACAACGGAAGAAGCAGGCGAAUGGGGCGAAGAACGACAACGAAGACGACGACGACGAUGACGGAGAGGAACAGGAUGAAGAUGCGGCAGGUUGGGAUGACGAAGAAGAAAUCACUGAUGGAGAGGAGAGCGACGGAGAUGGAGACGAAGACGAGGAGAGCGAGGUGGAAGAGCCAGCACCUCCCCCGCGGCCGAAGAAAAAAGUGAGGAUACAGCGAUGA